AUGGGCUACAACCCAUUUCUCCUAUCGCCUUCUGCGAGCGCGCUGGUACUUACGUCCCUAUCGUCUAUUCCAGCAAUCGCAGCUGUUGUCGAUCAAAUCCGUAAAGGCGCGCCCAAGGAUAACUUCUAUGAAGAUCGCGAUGGAGAGAGUACACCAGAGGCUAUUGCUGCUUUCUCUAAUAAGGCCUCCAAGAUUACCGUACUCGCCUCCGCUUUACUCGGUCUUGUUACUUCUGCUGCAAUCUCAGUCUUGACAACUCUUGAUGCCGAUAGAGGAGAUCAAUUCCUGGAGAAUUGGCUUACCACGGCUGCCUGGGUUCUGAUUGUGACCCAGUCAGUCAGUAUGAGUGCCAUCCAUGAGCCUGUUCGUGUUCACGAUCUCGGGCUCUGGUCAUCUAUGUCCUCCGUCGUGCUCCUCUCCGUCCUUAUUCUCCAGGCUUUUACCGUAUCGGCCGCAGACAAAGCGCACCGCUGUCGGAAUGAUGCGGUCCUCGGACUGCGCCUCACCAACAUUGCCAUGGCGGUUGUCAUCCUGUUUGCAAGUGUCCUCAUCCCUCGCCGCCCCCACGUCUUCUUCCGCGAUGCGCUGGUCGACCCCCAGCGCACGUCCUCUCUCCUCAACCGCUUCACCUGGACUUGGACGGGCCCAAUUCUUGACCUGGCCGCCAAGAAGGGCGAUCUCGAGAGCAAGGACAUCCCGCAGCCUGACCACACCAUUCGAACCGAAAAUGUCAUGGCCGACUGGAAAGCCUACAACUUCAAGGGGAAACUCAUCUGGUCCAUCUUGUACGCCUACAGGUGGCGGUUCGCUACCCAGUGGACUGUCACCGUCUCCAAGUGCAUCCUGGGUGUUGGUCCGUUCUGGGUCAUGCGCAAACUCAUCAAUAUACUCCAGGAGCGCGGUGGGGGAGGUUCGCCUCCCUACACCCUCUGGGUGCUUGUCAUAUCGCUUGGCCUCCUCGGCCUCAUCGAACAGUGGAUGGACGGAUGGAUUCAAUACUACUCUACUGCCAUGAUUGCGCAGCCCCUUAGGGCCCAGCUGUCGGCACUCGUCUAUGAGAAAUCACUUCGGCGCAAAAACGUGAAGUCGGCUGACAAACCAAAGACGACCGAAAAAAUCCCCGGUGGCCAGGCAGGAGAUAGCCAAGAGGCCUCGAACAGCGCGGCACAUGGAGCUGACUCUGGGGAUGGAAGCAACAGAUCAACCGCCAUCAAGGACAAAGCCAACGACGAGAAGGAUGAAUCUGCAUCAGAUGAAGAUUCGAGCGUGCUCAAAUCCCGCCAGGCUAUUGUCAACCUUGUCGGUGUCGACGCAAGGCACGUUGCCAGCUUCGCCGGUAUCCAAUACUACAUCAUCUCUAGUCUUGGAAAACUCCUAAUCCUGUCUGCCUUCCUUAUCCAAAUCCUUGGCUGGAUCCCCUUCGUGACUGGCAUAACAGCCUGGGGACUGUCGCUGCCAUUCAACACCUUUGCUGCCAAGAGCUACCUUAGAUUCAGCGAGGCGGUGAUGAAGGUCCGAGACGAGAAAUUGGCCAUCGUCAACGAGGCCUUGCUGGGAAUCCGCCAGAUCAAGUUUGCGGCCCUAGAGCCGCAAUGGGAGAAGCGAAUCAUGGAAAUGCGCGACAAGGAACUCGAGGUAACAUGGAAGAUGUUCUUGAGUGACACAUGCCUGUUUGGCUGCUGGAUAGCCAGCCCCAUUCUCCUUGCUGCGACGUCCCUCGCCACUUACGCCAUAAUCCACGGUGAACUUUCGCCUUCUACCGCAUUCGUGAGUAUUAGUGUCUUCAAGUCUCUCGAGCUGGCCCUCGGUGCCAUGCCGGAGAUUCUCACCACUGGAUUCGACACCCUCGUAUCGAUCAGGCGAAUCGAUACCUACCUCUCCGGACCGGAGAUGAAACAGGCUGUCUCCGAAGGGAGCGACGUGGCGUUCGAGAACGCAACGAUCGCCUGGCCUGUGGAUGAGGAGGUGGAUGAGGAAGAUCGCUUCACACUGAGCGGCCUCGACCUUUUGUUCCCUCCUGGAGAGCUCUCCGUUGUCUCCGGCAAGACCGGUACCGGGAAGAGCCUGAUACUUUCCGCACUGAUCGGAGAGGCUGAUGUCCUAGGCGGCAGGGUCGUGAUGCCGCUAACGGUACCGCCGCUGGAGCGUCAUGAUGACAAGGCUAAUGCUAGUAACUGGAUCCUUCCCGGCUCAGUUGCCUACGUGGCACAGACCCCUUGGCUCGAGAGCGCUUCGCUGCGAGACAAUAUACUGUUUGGCCUCCCGAUGGACGAAACACGAUAUAACAAGGUCCUUGCCGUCUGCGCCCUUCGUAAGGAUCUCCAGAUCCUCACAGAGGGCGACAAGACGGAACUAGGCGCCAACGGUGUCAACCUCAGCGGCGGACAGAAAUGGCGUAUCACUCUGGCGAGGGCCAUUUACUCCCGUGCUGGGAUCCUCAUCAUGGACGACAUCUUUAGCGCUGUCGACGCGCACGUUGGAAGGCACAUUUUCGAAGAAUGCAUUGGUGGCGACAUCUGCAAGGGCCGAACUCGCAUCCUCGUUACCCACCACGUCGGACUGGUCCAGCCACUCGCCAAGUUCAUCGUCGAGCUUGGGGACGACGGUGUGCUCUACUCAGGCUCAACGGAACAGCUCAUCGAAGACGGUACACUGGAGAAGAUCAAAAGGAUGGAGAGCCCCCUGACCGCGGAACCGAGCCAGGAGAUUGGCGAGUCGUCGAUGGCCGUGAGCUCCGACGGGGCAUCAACGCAAGACAGUGCGAAUGAUGACAAUGCCGUCCCCAAAACCAACGGCUUGGAUGACGCUCAAGGGAAGAAGUAUGUCCAGGAGGAGACUCGCCAGACAGGCAACGUCAAGAGCAGGGUCUACCUUGCCUACCUGAAAGCUUGCGGUGGCUUGUCAUACUGGAUCUUGUGCUUUUCAGUCUAUCUCGCAUUCGAGACCCUCAACCUUGCGCGGGCCUGGUGGGUCAAGGUCUGGACCAGCAGCCACCGCGACAGUUCCAUGGUUGUCAACUCGUACGACGAGCACGACUAUGUCUACGGCCUUUCCCUCCAACAGCCGCGGCAGAGCGCUUUCCAUGCUUUCAGCAGCCCUGUGGUUGCCCAGUCCGACAAUGGAGAUCUCAAGUACUAUCUCGGUAUAUAUGUUGGCCUUUCGGUGAUUGGCGCAAUCGUUGGAACUUCCCGUUUCUUCUGGUCCUUCUACAUCAGCCUCAAGGGGUCGCGUGUCCUAUUUUCCCGCAUCCUGCAUACGGUUCUGAGGACUCGCAUCCGGUGGUUGGACACGGUGCCUGUAGGCCGUAUCCUCAACCGCCUGACAUCAGACUUCGAGAUCAUCGACCAGCGCCUGGCUCUGGAUAUGGGUCUGGUUGCAUGGCAAGCCUUUAGCCUCUCCGCCAUCUGCAUUGCCGGAGCUCUCGUAUCGCCGUACAUCCUGCCGCUAUCGAUCGUCCUCAUCGCCACGUCCAUCUUUAUAGGAAAGAAGUACCUGAACGGAGCGAGACCCCUCAAGCGCCUCGAGAGCACGACCAAGUCUCCCGUGUUCGAGCUCUUCAACGCCACGCUCUCGGGGAUCACGACGCUGCGGGCCUUCCAGAAGCCUGGGACCUACGUCGACACCAUGUACAAGGACCUCGACCUGUUCGGCUCAGUUUCUGUAUACAUGCUGAACGCGAGCCGCUGGCUGGGAUUCCGCAUGGCCAUCAUAGGCACCACAUUCACCACGAUCGUUGGCAUCGUCGUCAUCCUCAGCCAUGGAAUCAACGCUGCCCUAGCGGGGUUCAUACUCUCCUUCUCCCUCGACUUCGCCUUCAGCAUGUCCCUCGCCAUACGCAUCUACUCCAAUCUCGAGCUGGACAUGAACGCUACCGAACGUGUGAUUGAAUAUGCCGAGCUCGAGACCGAGGCGCAGGACGGCGUCGAGCCUCCCGCCGCCUGGCCAACGUCUGGCAGCGUCGAAGUCAAGAACCUCGAGGUCGCCUACGGCGACGGCCUGCCGCUCGUGCUCAAGGGCAUCAGUUUCGAUGUCAAGGACGGCGAGAGGAUUGGCGUCGUUGGUCGUACUGGCGCCGGAAAGUCGUCGCUCACCCUGGCCCUGUUCCGCUUCCUCGAGGCUAGGUCCGGGUCCAUCAUCAUUGACGGACUGGACAUUUCCAAGCUGGACCUCCACGCUCUACGUUCGCGACUCGCCAUCAUCCCUCAGGAUCCAGUCCUCUUCUCAGGUACUAUCCGCAGUAACCUCGACCCUUUUGAGGAGCGCAGCGACAGUGAGCUCCGAGAGGCCCUCGCGCGCGUGCACCUCGUCGACUCGGCCUCGUCGACGCCGACAGUGGUGAGCACGGAGCCCUCCUCGUCAGCCGCCGCAUCGACGACCCUGUUGCCCCAAAACACCAACAUCUUCCGCGACCUUUCAAGCCCCAUCUCCGAGUCCGGGGGUAACCUGUCCCAGGGGCAGCGGCAGCUCCUCUGCCUGGCGCGGGCCAUCGUUUCCCUGCCCAGGGUCAUGGUGCUCGACGAGGCUACGUCGGCCGUCGACAUGUCGACCGACGCGCUCAUCCAGCGCAGCAUCCGCGAGGAGUUUACGGGCAGCACGCUCAUCGUCAUCGCGCACCGUCUCAGCACCAUUGCCGACUUUGACCGCAUCCUUGUGCUCAGCGAGGGUCAGUCGGUCGAGUGUGGAACGCCGCGCGAGCUGUGGGAGAGGGAGGGCAGCAUCUUUAGGGAUAUGUGUGAUAGUAGUGGUGAGAAGGAUAAGUUGAGGGAAAAGAUUUUUUGA
Messenger RNA from Geosmithia morbida, 4779 nucleotides. Its product is annotated as ABC-type multidrug transport system, ATPase and permease component. Gene Ontology annotation, cellular component: membrane. The transcript is spliced from 4 exons. Gene Ontology annotation, molecular function: ABC-type transporter activity; ATP binding; ATP hydrolysis activity. Lineage: Eukaryota; Fungi; Ascomycota; Sordariomycetes; Hypocreales; Bionectriaceae. Bases 1 to 4779 code for a protein of 1592 amino acids. Gene Ontology annotation, biological process: transmembrane transport. The record is from RefSeq and is a predicted model, not a curated record.